AUGGUGAAACGAAAGGCGGAGAAGCAGCAACCUGCUGCUCCCCUCAGCGCGGUGGCAGCCCGCAAGGCUCGACAGCAACAAGCUCAGGCACAGGCCCUGGCCACAGAGAAGCCCUCCCAGGUCGAUCCGAUUCCAGAACCCCCGUCUAAGAAGCCGCGACAUGCACCGGAGAGUCAGGAGAAGGAGACUCCCGCCAAAUCGCCCCGCAAUGACAACCCCCCGCUGCGACGAUCGUCGAGACGCAGUGAUGCCAUAGACCGUCGCGAGAGCUCGAAGAAGACACCAGGAUGGAUCCCAUCGCUGCUCCAGACGAAGAAUCAGAGGAGGAGGACGGGUAAUCUUCCCUCGUUCUGUUGGAAUGAUCAGGAGCCAUAUGCUGACCGGACUAGUUAUGAAUCGCCGGCGGAGCUUCCCGUACAGGUCCAGGAGUUCCCGCUCUCCAAAACGCGCCUGAACAAGUCCAACGUCGUGUACAGUGACGAGGAUACGCUGUGCGUGCGCAUCAAGGAGAAGAUGAGUUUGGUCUUGGUGGGACAGUACGACCUCUGGGUCAAGCGCGGCCUCGUCAGUCUUAUGGGCGCAAAGCUGCACCCCUCGCCUCAGGUCUACCGAGUCUACGCCCCCUCGACCCAUUCGCUCCCCGUCAUCAAAUGCGUCGCCGGGGUGGACGGGGUCGCCGAAGUCGAGAUCAAGUCCUGUAGCACGGGCAUCACGCGUCUGGGGGAUCUCUCGCCCCUGUACCAGUGCGUCUGGAACGGGAAGAACACGCCGGCGGACAAGUUCACGCUGAAACAGGCCCCGUCGUCGUGCCGAAGAUCGUUCUCCGUGUUAAAUACAUCCGCGGAUGAUUCCCUCAAGCGCCAUCUGUGGCCGCUACAUCUCGAGAAGCAGUGGAGCGCCGCCAUCAAGUCCCUCUCCCAGCGCGGCGGGCGACUCCGCACUCUCGUCUGUGGUCCCAAAGGAUCGGGCAAAUCGACCUUUAGCCGCUACCUCCUUAACCACCUCCUCAGCCCCGCGCCCCAGACCGAGACCAACUACUGCAACACGGACGGCGUCGCCUUCCUGGACUUGGACCCCGGGCAGCCCGAGUUUUCACCCAUGGGACAGGUCUCGCUGACGCACGUCCGCACCCCGGUCUUCGACCCCGAUCACUACAUGAUCUCCGCAGUCGACCUAAUGGACCGCUACCACGCCCUCCUCGCCAGCUACCCCCAAUGUCCGCUGAUCAUCAACUACCCAGGCUGGAUCUUCGGCCUCGGCCUCGAGGUUGCGACCUGGCUGAUCCGCACGCUGGGUCUCUCCGACGUGGUCUACAUGAGCGAAAAGGAUGCAAUCCUACUUCCACAUGGGCCGCCCCGGCCCGCUCGCCACCCCUCUCUGGUCCGCGACGCCCUCGCCCGCACGCGCCCCUUCCGCGUCCGCUACGCCGGGCCCACCGCAGGCAUCCGCGGCAUCAUGGUGUUGGGCUCCGCAAUCCAGCCAGACAUCCUCCACGAGGUUCUCGACGGAUCCAUCGUCUCGAUCGUGGCCCUUGAAUCUCCCACCCCAAUCCUAGGACAUUCCUCCACAUCCUCCUCCGACCCCGACACCGACACCAAUACCCCCGCCACCCUCGAAACCCUCAUCACACGCGCCCCCACAACCAACCUCCCCUACCUCUUCUCCGGUUCCGGCAGCACCAACCCGCCAGACCCAAAAACCACCCGCAGCCUAGGCCUAGCCCUCAUCCGCUCCAUUGACCCCAAAACGCAGCACCUCGAGCUCAUCACCCCCAUCCCACCCCGCCAGAUCCAAGCUGCCCUCACCGACAGUGAAAGUCACGGUAUAAUCCUCGUGCGCGGGACCCUCGAUAACCCCAACUGGGCCCUCAGCGAAGAAUACCACUCCGCACGAGCAGCCCAAAAGCGGCAUCGGGUCCAGAUCGACGAGCAAACGUCCAAAUCAACCACUCAAGAAAAAGAGAAGGAAGACCAAAUAUCAGCCCUCCUAAACCACCGCAUCCGUCAAGCCAGCAAUGUCCCCUGGAUGAAGGUCAUCGAGGACCACAGUCGCUGGCGGAGGGAGCAGCAGCAGCGGGGGUCUGGGCAUUUGUGGAAGUUGAAGAAGAAGGCUUAUCCGGGGAGUGAGAGUGAGGGGGAGUGGUAG
Messenger RNA from Aspergillus campestris IBT 28561, 2145 nucleotides. RefSeq names its product putative RNA processing protein Grc3 (gene grc3). Gene Ontology annotation, cellular component: nucleus. Gene Ontology annotation, molecular function: polynucleotide 5'-hydroxyl-kinase activity. NCBI's taxonomy places the organism in Eukaryota, Fungi, Ascomycota, Eurotiomycetes, Eurotiales, Aspergillaceae. The record is from RefSeq and is a predicted model, not a curated record. The coding region runs from base 1 to 2145 and encodes 714 amino acids. The transcript is spliced from 6 exons. Gene Ontology annotation, biological process: cleavage in ITS2 between 5.8S rRNA and LSU-rRNA of tricistronic rRNA transcript (SSU-rRNA, 5.8S rRNA, LSU-rRNA).